CAACUUUUUUUUCUACAGAUCUAUUCAGUAUUUAAUCAUGAAGUCUGUUGAUCGCCCGCCCAGUAAUCCAAAAAGAUUAACCAUUGAAUCCAGUCAGGAGGUUUUUUCAAUAGACAUUUCCAGACGUACAAGAUCCAGCAGCUCAGCUCACCAAGAUGAUAUUCCCCAAAAUCAGGAGCAGAAUGAGCCACAGCCAGCCCCAAUCCAUCGUUUUCGCAGAAAGGCGUUAGCUUGUCGUUUAAAAAGAAAACCUCCUGCUCCAUCCACACUGUCCGACGACGAUUUCAUGGAUGCUCCAUCGUUGAAGCGCCAAUUCAGAUCUGCCUCACCUUCUCCUUCAGAACAAAUCAGUGCAAAGAAGUUAAAAGUACCUUCUCCUCAAGUUCCUUGCGUGAAAAGAAGUCCAAAGUCUAAGAUCAUUACAAAAAAAACUCUCCUAAACAGAAGACUCCUAGAAAAUCACAGAAACUGAACAUCCGCUGCAUUCCCUAUGAUGUUAUUGUAUCAUCUUGGAUAAUGAGCGAUCGGCAGCGCGAUGCUGUCGCUAGGUUGGGAUUUUCAAGCAUAUUUGAUUUGCGAACUGAUGCCUUAGAGAGCAGAUCACUCAUCAGGUGGUUGAUGGAUAAAUUGGACCCACAUGACAUGACCAUACGCCCAGGGGCUGGCAAGGAACUGAAGAUAACAAAAGAUACGGUUCAUCUGAUUUUGGGUUUGCCAUGUGCUGGAGGAGGCAGGGAGUUUACUGAUUGGUAUGGUGAAGUGGAUGCUGCUGCAAAACUGAGACGUGAUCUCAAUGUUGGUAAAGAAGAAUUUGAUGUUGUCAAGCUUCAAGACAAGAUAGUGCUUGGCAACGAUGAUGAGCUAUCAAUUAGAUGCUUUUUUCUGAUUCUAUUCAAUCGGCUUCUUUUUCCUUCUGCUUCUUGGGGCAUUACAAACAAUGAGGUACUCAUGACUUCAAACAUGGCCCGAAUGUCUGAUAUUGACUGGUGUCAACUAGUUUACACGGAUUUGUGUGAUGCUGCCGCACGUUGGCAUAAAAGGAACAAAACAAACAUCACAGCAACAAUAUAUGGAUGCUCACUCAUUGUUCUGAUUUACUACCUUGAUCACCUACAUCACCCUGCAUCUCCUGUUAACAAAUAUGGUACUCCACGCAUUAAGUUUUUUGACAAUGAGACCAUAAAAGAGUUGGCUCGUGGUGACAGGCGCCCCCCGUAAAACUGGUGAACCAUUCGGAUAUGCAGAGUUUCGUAGCCGUUCAGAAACGUGUUGCUUCUGCCGUUUUCAACAUAUAUGUGCCACGUAUCAAUAAUUUGAUUGGCAACAAGUUGCAAUGUUUGCCCUCCCAGCAGCGUCCAAUGUUUCAAUCAUUGUUUGAUGCUCAUGACAAAGAGGUGGAUAAAUACUGUGAUUCCCUUCAGCUGAGCCAUCAGAUGAUGGUUUCGAAGCAGAUUGAACUCUCUGAAACAUUUGGUGAAAUGAUCGAUGAAGUUCUGAGAGCUGCAACGCAGCGCGAUUCACAGCCAGAAGAUAACCCCCCACUACCUCAAUGACUCCAACAAAUGAUCCAGUAUCCACACCAACUGCUCCAACACCUGAUAAACAGCAACAUGACCAGGAAAGCCAUGUUCCUACUGAUCAUAUCAAAGUAUUAAAUGAUAUUGUCAGUGGGAACCUGCUUAAGUUCAUUUUGUCAGGAAAACUAGAUCCGAGCAUGUCUAUCAUUAAUUUUGGAGGAUUUGGAGGGACUGUCCUUGAUGUUGUCCAGUCGUUUGGUCCCAACAAAUGUCUUGAGAAUACUUUCAUGCAGGGAUUUAUCGACUGUAUUCGUCAGGAUGAUGUAUUAUACAAUCCAGAUUCUGUAAUCAACACUCUAAUACUGAAUGUCAACGUUGGGACCGUUUUGAAUAUCGAGGAGUUUGAACAACACAGUUCAAAUCCACAGCCCUUCACAACAUCACUUCUUAAAGAACAUCUUGAACCGACCCUUCCUUCAAAUGAUGUUCUGAACCAGAUUAAAUUGAUCCUGGUUCCUAUGCUACGCCGAAGUCACUGGACCCUUUAUGCAAUCAAUUUUGAACGUCGUCGAAUAGACAUCUUAGAUUCAAAUUCUUAUGGUACAUUGCUUGGAGGCACUACAUGGAAACAAAUCCAUAAUGAUCAAAUAAUGAUAAAUGGAACGAAGAUACCUUGGUCCAGAUUAAUAAUGAGAAGACUUAGCAUUGCCUUACAUGAAGCUCGACCUGAGUCAACUGUACCAAAGUUUGGCAACUACAAGAUUGGGCUCCUUCCCAAUUGUCCAACCAUGACACCAGGGUCAAAUGAUUGUGGUUUUUUUGUCGCAAACUUCCUCCGCUACUACGAUUUUGAUGAUGGCGACUUAUCAGAAUUUUAUACUCCGGAUGAACCAAUGGACCAACGUGCCUUUGUUCUGCAUUACCUUACUUUUCAUCGCAACAACAUGGUUGCCCCCCUUCCUGCAGAACUGCUGCCUUUCAAGUAUUCUCCAAGGAGACGCCGCUGUUUGAAAGCCAAGACUUAGAUAGCAUAGCUGAACAUGAUUCCCUGUGGGAUCCACAAAACUGUUUAUGUUACUUGUUAAGUCACUUAUGUCAGGCCUAUGAUCAUGUGUUUGAUACUCCGCGUGCCACUUAUGUUCAAUGUGUCUAAUGUCUAUGCUACUUCGCAUCAGUUUCUAUCUGAAGUGUGUCAAACAUAAUUGUUACCAGAAUGUCUAUUUAUGUUUUCUGUUA
Messenger RNA from Zea mays, 2753 nucleotides. RefSeq lists its product as uncharacterized. The record is from RefSeq and is a predicted model, not a curated record. Gene Ontology annotation, biological process: proteolysis. Lineage: Eukaryota; Viridiplantae; Streptophyta; Magnoliopsida; Poales; Poaceae. Bases 1550 to 2542 code for a protein of 330 amino acids. The transcript has 10 exons. Gene Ontology annotation, molecular function: cysteine-type peptidase activity.